Aspergillus costaricaensis CBS 115574 is the source of this 1504-nucleotide messenger RNA. Its product is annotated as FAD-binding oxidoreductase. The record is from RefSeq and is a predicted model, not a curated record. The transcript has 5 exons. Gene Ontology annotation, molecular function: FAD binding. Lineage: Eukaryota; Fungi; Ascomycota; Eurotiomycetes; Eurotiales; Aspergillaceae. Bases 1 to 1485 code for a protein of 494 amino acids.
AUGCGCAUCGCCUCCCUUCUCCCUUUGACGGCGGCGGCCACUACGGCUGCCGCCACUGCCACCUCGGCUGGCUGUAAGACCCUCAACAAGUCUCUGUCCAGCGCAGUGUUUGCGCCUAGCUCCACUGUUUACCAGUAUGAGGCGCAGAACUUCUGGUCCAACACCGAGAUCAUGUCGCCUGGAUGCGUGUUCCGGCCCCAGUCGGCUGAGGAAUUGAGCCAGGGUGUCAAGGCGCUGGUAGACGCUGAGGCGCAGUUUGCUGUGCGUGGUGGUGGACAUAUGGGAAUCAGGGGAUCGAACAACAUCGACAAGGGUGUCCUCAUCGUCAUGUCCAACCUGACGACCCUUGAACUGUCCGAUGAUCAGUCCGUUGUCUCGGUUGGCCCGGCCUACAGAUGGGCCGAUGUCUACGACUACCUUGAAACAUACGACCUCGCCGUAGCCGGAGGCCGUCUCGGCCCCGUCGGUGUCCCCGGCCUGCUGCUCGCCGGCGGCAUUAACUUCUACGGCAACCAGGUCGGAUUCGGCUGUGACACCGUCAUCAACUACGAGGUCGUGCUUGCGAACGGUACUAUCGUCCAGGCUAACGCCACCAGCCACAGCGAUCUCUUCUGGGCGCUGAAGGGUGGAAGCAGCAAUUUUGGUCUGGUGACUCGCUUCGACAUGGAGACUAUCCCGUCGACUCAGGUCUGGGCUGGAACUUACACUGUUUCGGCAGAGUAUAUUGAUCGCUUUUUGGAGGCAUCCGCCACCUACGCGGCCAACAUCUCCGACCCCAAGACACACAUCGUCCCCGCCGUCGUGCCGGAGGGCAACACGAGCGUCGGCUCGGUGAUUCUCUUCUACGACAGCGCCACGGAGAGCUACCCGGAGAUCUUCAAGCCGUUCACCGACAUUCCGGCUGUGAGCAGCACCCUGGGUUUCAAGACCUUGGCGGAGUUUGCGGCUGAGACGGGUGCGAUGGUUACACCGCAUAUUAAUGACAUCUUCGUCGCUGGUACUAUCAAGGCAACCACCUACGAUGACCUCUACCGCGGUAUCAGCAUCAUCAACAGCACCUUCGCUGCCCAGCUGCCCUCUCUGUACGCGCAGAUCCCCACCGCUAAUAUCUCCAUCAUCGAGCUCGAUUGGCAGCCUAUUGGUGCCUCAUGGCUCGAGGCCUCCGAGUCCCGUGGUGGAAAUGCUCUUGGUCUGGAUAAGGACCAGGUGUAUCUCUGCUACGCUGAGGUCGUUGAGUGGAUUGGCUCUGAGUAUGAUGAGAUUGUUGGCGACUGGGUGGUCGAGACUACCUACAAGAUCAACAAUGCCACGCAGGAGGCGGGUCUGUAUGACAGCUUCAACUACAUGGGUGAUGCGGCAUGGUUCCAGGAUAUCUUCGAUGGAUAUGGACAGGAGAACCUGGCCAAAUUGCAGACGAUUGCCCAGAAGUAUGAUCCUCACAGUGUGUGGCAGGUGUUGAUGCCGGGUGGUUACAAGAUUUUCUAGAUGUGUUGGUAAAUAGAUA